Molecule: messenger RNA, 8595 nt
Organism: Pristis pectinata (smalltooth sawfish)
Lineage: Eukaryota; Metazoa; Chordata; Chondrichthyes; Rhinopristiformes; Pristidae
Product: ADAMTS-like protein 1
Exons: 31
Coding region: 48-5570 (1840 amino acids)
Biological process (GO): extracellular matrix organization
Cellular component (GO): extracellular matrix
Molecular function (GO): metalloendopeptidase activity
Source: RefSeq, a predicted model, not a curated record
UGCGGGUUCUGUCAGCGGGCACUGUGCGGAAAUCCCGGCAGCGCUGGAUGGUGCGAGGGGGACCCGCCAGGACCCGCCGGCCGCCCCCAGGACCAGCUCGCCAACGGGAGCCGCCGCGCUCAGUGAGUGACGCCAGGAUGCGCGGCUCCCCAGUCCGCGGGAUCCGAGCAGCCGCCGCCAGCCUCCUGCUGAUCUGCUCGGCCGUCAAGGUGCCUGCAGUUUAUGUACAAGGAGCAGAAUUUCUUCCUGAGUUCACACUGAUCCGCAGGGAAAGUUAUCCUGAAGAAUCAGUGGGAGACCAAACCCUGAGCCACAAGUCUGAAGAUCAGAGUUGGCGGACAGCCCGCUCAGAGGAGGACGGAGAUUCACAAUGGGAUGCCUGGGGUCAGUGGAGUGAGUGCUCGCGGACCUGUGCUGGUGGUGCUUCAUACUCACUGCGCCGAUGUCUGAGUAGCCGAAACUGCGAAGGGCAGAAUAUCCGAUACAGGACAUGCAGCAGUGUGGACUGCCCUCCAGAAGCUGGGGAAUUUCGUGCUCAGCAAUGUUCCGCUCACAAUGAUGUCAAGUAUCAGGGUCAGUACUAUGAAUGGCUUCCUGUCUACAAUGACCCUGAGAAACCAUGUGCAUUGAAGUGUCUGGCAAAGGGAACAUCACUGAUUGUGGAACUGGCACCAAAAGUGCUUGAUGGUACCCGGUGUUAUACUGAGACUUUGCACAUGUGCAUCAGUGGAAAUUGCCAAGUUGUUGGUUGUGAUCACCAGCUGGGAAGCAGUGCCAAGGAAGAUAACUGUGGAAUCUGCAGCGGCAAUGGCUCCACUUGUAGACUUGUACGAGGACAGUACAAAUCUCAACUAUCAUCAAAUAAAUUGGAUGACACUAUCAUUGCCAUUCCAUAUGGAAGCCGGCAUGUCCGAAUUGUACUCAAAGGCCCAGACCAUCUGUAUUUGGAAACAAAGACUCUUUUGGGCCAGAAAGGGGAGAACAACCUCAGCAUGCCCGGAUCCUUCAGCAGUGUAAACACCAGCUUCGAUUUCCAGAAACUUCCAGACAAGGAGAUCCUGAGAGCAAAUGGACCACUUGGAGCAGAUGUUACUGUAAAGAUACAGUACGUGGGCACAGGAGAAAGUGUGGUCCAAUUUUUCUUUUACCAGCCAAUCAUACAUCAAUGGAGGGAAACCGAUUUCUUUCCCUGUUCUGUUACUUGUGGUGGAGGGUACCAGCUGACAUCGGCUGAAUGCUAUGAUCUGCGAAGCGAGCGUGUGGUGUCUGACCAGUACUGUCACUACUAUCCCGAAAAUGUAAAGCCCAAGCCCAAGUUGCGGGAGUGUAGCAUGGAUCCCUGUCCAGCCAGUGACGGCUACAAACAGAUCAUUCCUUUUGACCACUUCCACCCGCUUCCUCGGUGGGACAGUAGCCCUUGGACUGCCUGCUCAAGCUCAUGUGGAGGAGGUGUUCAGCUCCGCACUGUCUCCUGUGUAGAGGAAGACAUCAAUGGACAAAUCAACAAUGCAGAGGAAUGGAAGUGCAUGUACAUACAGAAAUUUCCCAUCAUGCAGCCCUGUAACCUCUUCGAUUGUCCUAAAUGGUUGUCACAGGAAUGGUCACCUUGUACAGUGACGUGUGGACAAGGCCUCAGAUAUCGGGUGGUCCUAUGUAUCGAUCACAGAGGACUGCAUGCUGGUGGCUGCAACCCCAAGACAAAACCUCAUGUUAAAGAAGAAUGCACGGUCAUGGUUCCGUGUUAUAAACCAAAAGAGAAACUCCCUGUGGAAGCAAAGCUGCCAUGGUACAGACAGGCGCAGGAGCUGGAGGAAUUGCUGGUUGUUUCCGAGGAGCCUUCCUUUAUUCCAGGACCCUGGUCUCCGUGCACCGCAACUUGUGGGCCUGGUACCCAGCUUCGAAACGUCAAAUGCCAGGUUCUGCUGCCCUUCUCACAGUCGGUAGAAGACUUGCCAGAUGAUGAAUGUGAAGGUCCCAAACCACAAACCAAACAAGGCUGCUACACGGGGCCAUGCAGCAGCGAAACAGGAGACUAUGAUCAUGCGGAGACUGAUCUGUUGUAUGACAACCAACAGGACCUGGAAGAUCUGUAUGCUUGGGAAUAUAAGGGCUUCACGGAAUGCUCAGAGUCAUGUGCAGGAGGUGUUCAAGAGGCAAUAGUGAUUUGCCUGAAUAAACAGACGAGGGAGACAGCAGAUGAAAGUCUGUGCAGACUCCAGGUCCGUCCCCCACAACUGCUUAAAGUCUGCAGGCUGGGACCCUGUCCUCCCAGGUGGGAACUUGGAAAGUGGAGUGCCUGUUCGUCCAGCUGUGGGGUCGGUCUACAGACCAGGGAUGUCUUCUGUAUGCACCUCUUAUCUCAUGAAACUAACGAGACAGUGACCCUCGAGGAUAAGAACUGUUCACAGUCAAAGCCAGACAACGUGCAAGCUUGCAAUCACAUCAGUUGUCCCCCAGACUGGCACUCUGAGGAGUGGCAACAGUGUUCACAGAGCUGUGGCCGUGGUAUACAGAUACGACGGAUCUCCUGCAAACAGAGAAUGGCUGAUGGGAGUUUCAGGUACCUGGCUGAGGAAUUCUGCCUCACUCCUAAACCGGAUGGUCGUCAGCUCUGUGCAGGAAUAGACUGCCCAACUCAGUGGUUUCCUUCUGAAUGGUCACAGUGUUCCACUACCUGUGGGGAAGGUACACAGAGACGUGAUGUAGUUUGCAAGAAGAUGGGCUACGGUGGGAUUUCCGUCACUCUAAAUGCUUCAGAUUGCUCCAGUCUCUCUCGUCCACCACAGCUCCAAGCUUGCUUCAUCAUGCCCUGUGCUACUCCAGGAGUGUAUAGAAAGGAGAACAAACCUCUUCAUCGACAUGGACCUCAUAUACUCGGGCUUCGAAAAAUCUAUGUCCAGCUGAGGAAAGAAAGGAAACUUCAGUUCAGCAUUGGUGGACAGGCGUAUCUGCUUCCCAAAACGUCUGUGCUCAUCAGGUGUCCUGUUAGAAGAUUUCGAAAAUCCAUGAUAAAAUGGGAGAAAGAUGGAAAACAUUUAUCAAGUUCUACCCAUGUCACAAUUACUCAUUUCGGUUAUAUCAAAAUAAACCAGCUGCAGCCAAUAAAUGUUGGUACCUAUACAUGUGUAGCAGGAUCUGCACGUGAUCAUUUCGUGAUUAAAAUAAUUGGGAGCAAUAAUAAACUGGUUGAGGGGCCAUCAGCCAGCAGACAGGAAGAGGUCGCUGGACUCUCAAACGAAGCACUGAGUCCUAAAGACAAGCAUCCACCUGGGGUGAGGAGGAACAAGACGGAUAAAAAUCGAUCCUUCAUUAAUCCCCAUGCUCAAUAUGAUGGAAUUAUUCUUAAGCUGCUUGAAAUAAAAGGUUGGCCUCAGGAGAGUCUGGAUUCAAGGGAAUCACAGGAGUCCACAGAAAAGGACUUUGUUUCUAUAGAGGAUGCUAGUGUGGAAUCCAUCAUUCCCCUAACCUUUGUGAUAGAUCAGGAGAGACUGGAUGAAAUCAGCAGGGCCAUAUCAAAGCAGAGUGAUGAUCUAAAGGAUGUUUAUGCUACCCAUGUUAUUGCCCAGUUAAUUGGUGAAAUUUCCAAGGUCCAGCCAGAUGCCAAUGAAUCCAAGCUGAAACUCAGUGAGAGAAACAAAUGUACUAGUUCAGUGGAGUGUUCCUUCCAUAAAAUUACUACUGAUGACCAUGGAUUAUCAAAAUUAUCUUCAGUGGAACAGUCCAGUUCCAAGGGAUCAAUUCAUACAUCUACAGAACUAUUCAAGGUGCCAGUAAUACGGCAGAAGAUCAAUGGUAAGCCAUUAGCUUCAUCAGCCGAGGUCAUUGCUGAAGUAGGCCGCACAGUACUGCUGGCCAGCUGGACUCGAUCAUUGACACUGAGGUGUGAAGCAGAGGGAAAUCCAAAACCACUCAUCAGCUGGACAAAGAAUGGCCAGUUGUUAAAAUACAGCCAGAGAAUUAAAAUUCUUCCAGACCAGGCCUUGCAAAUACUUCAUCCAAAUGAAUCUGAUGUUGGAGUCUAUAAUUGCACUGCUACCAACCCCAUUGGUUUGGAUUCACGCUCAUCCAAUGUUGCUGUUACAGGGAAGCCAGUAAUUAGAAUGUCCAAACAUGACUUGGUGAAUAUUAAUUCAACAUCUGUCAGUGUGGAUGUGGGCAGUGUUGUGAUAGCAAGGGUAGGAGCCAAUAUCACAAUCAAGUGCCAAGUCAAUGGUCUUCCCAAGCCCUCGGUUACCUGGACAAAGGAACGGAUGCCACUUGGUGCAAAUGUUCAGCGUUUCCAGGACGGAUCCCUCUCAAUAACCAAAGCCAGUCCAGCUCACCAGGGAUUAUACUCCUGUGUGGCGUUAAAUACUCAAGGCCAGGCAACAGCAGCAACCAAACUGAUCUUACAUGACCCCCCAAGAGCCUUUCCAGAAUUUAAAGACUUGAUGCUGAAGUUGGCAGUUACAGGGUAUGACUUUCAUGCUGUUCUUGCCUCUAGUCCUGGGACCAAAGAGUUGCUGAGUACAGGAAGCAAUGUUCUGAUUGGUUGUCCUGUUAAAGGAUUUCCGAAGCCUGGCAUCAGCUGGUUACACAAUGGCAAACCCAUAAGCAUGGGAUUAGGUCCAGGCCAAGUCCUAGCUUUACAACAGAUCCUCCAAAUACCAAAUAUCACUAAAGGACUCCAAGGAGAUUACAGCUGUCGAGCUCAGAAUGAAGCUGGAACUCUCACACUAAAGGUGACAGUGGAGAUAGCAGAGUAUAAGUGGCUGAUUGGCGGCCUGUUACCAUGCUCAGCUCCAUGUGGGAAUAAAGGCUUGAAGUUUCCAAAGCUAAAGUGUCUGCAGGAUAAUGGCACUGAGGUUGACAAGUCUCACUGCAAGGGCAAGCUUCACCCAGACUUUCAGCCCAUUGAAUGUAACAUAAGGGAUUGUCCUCCAAGGUGGACUGUGACCAGCUGGUCCCCUUGUUCCCAGCUCUGCGGGGGAGGGACACGGAAUCGACUGGUCAGUUGUCAGAAGGUAACAGCAGGUGGAAUACUCAUCGAUCUGUUGCCUGGCUUCUGUGCUCAGUCGGGAAACAAACCACUGGAUUCCCAGACCUGUGACAAGCAACUGUGCUCACAAUGGGUUACAUCAAACUGGAGCCAGUGCAAUGGCCAGUGUGUGGGGCUGAGGCUGGGCACCCAACAUCGCCAUGUGGUCUGCCAGGCACAGAAUGGGACCAGAUUACCUUCUCGGCACUGCAACGGUAGCACAAGGCCAGUCAGCACACGGAACUGUACCUCAGAUGUCUGCACAGUCCAAUGGCGGAGUAGCUCCUGGACACCAUGUACAUCUUCCUGUGGAAAUUAUGGCUUCCAAUCCAGACGGGUCGAAUGUGUACAUCUACGCACAAACAGGCACGCAAGGGAGCAGCUCUGCUUGUGGAAGCAGAGGCCAGUGACUGGCAGCGGUGUUGACAUCAUCCCUUGUGAAAAAUCGGAAUGCAGAGACACAACCAGAUACUGUGAAAUGGUAAAGCGGCUAAGACUCUGCCUCUUACCCCAGUACAAACUGCGCUGUUGUGAAUCCUGCAGUGGGAUCUGAAGAUGGCAGCUACACUACAAUUCAUCCUGAAACAUCGAAGUGACGGGCAGAACAAACUUGAAUUUGUCUCAUUGUUUUGAAAUUUCAAAAGUGCUGCCUGUGCUUUUUUUUCUGAAAGACAGAUGAUUAUUGAAGAGAGUGUCUGCAUUCAAAUAGGCAAGAAUCUGUCAGCUGCCAUUCCAGCUGUUACGAUAUAUUUAGACACACUGUACAUUCCUUUAUUGCCUUUAUGCUUUGGAGGAGGGCUUUAGCCUUUUGGAUGAGUGCUUUUGUUGCACUGACAAUGACGCUGGACAACAGCACCUGUAUUACUUUGAGAAUAACUUUGACCACCUUCCUUAAUUUUCCUGUCAAUGCCCAAGGGAAAUGUAUAAACAUUCUGCUGUAGCUGUUUUGUGGGAAUUUCUGCUCAGACCUGUUGUGGACUGAUGCAAAGAAACCAACUAAAUUACACAGAAGGACACCGGCUAGGCACAGUACUAUGAAGAGAAGCAAAUGGACCAAAAGAUAACACAUAGUGUUGGGCUGCAUUGGAAAAGAAAUCCAGUAUUUUGGAGAGAAAGAGAGAGGGCAAUGGCUUAUUAUUUUCUUUUUAUACCUAUCAUAGAUCGAACCAACUAAUCGAGUAUUGUUCACUAGAAUUCUUGAUCGAGGAUCCUGAUCCUCCUAGGGUUAAAGGUGAAUUCUAUCUUUCUAGUGUAAUGUGACACUGAACUCUGCAGCACUGUCCCAGUGAAAGCAGGACAAGCAUUUGGGAUAAUCUAAAAAUUAGGAAUAGCACAUUUAAGAUCAAAGGAACAAUUGGAAAAUUCAGCGAAAACUAACCAUUCAAUGGCUAAAAAGUGAAUGGCAGGAAUAAACAAUGUGGAAGGCACAAACAUCUGUCCCAACACCUCAUGCAUGGCAUGUUGCAGCAGUCCAUUGGAAAGGGUGAGAAAUAUUUUGACAGUAAGCUGUAUUCUGCCCAGCGUUUUUUGCAAAAUAACCCUGCCAUCACUGGUUAAGUUAAAAUUAUCUCAUUAAAUUGAUUUCCCUCUCCUUUUACCCUAUUUUCUAUUUUGUUUUCAACACUCUACAUCAGAAAUUGAGAAGGAUUGUUGUGACAAUUGAUUUGGUGGGUUAUACUGAUGGCUACAUUUAUUUACCUAAACUUAUCUUUUGUCCCAGCUGUCUGCCUUUAUCAUUGCAUUUUACCUCCAGUUCCGGCUAUUCAUUGCCUGACCAUUUCCCAGCCAAACAGGAUUGUAGGCAGAUGGCAUUAGCAAUUCAGAGGUAUCUAAUCACAGCCACUGACUGAGUCAGAAGCUCACUGUCUCUCAGUACUGCACAACUUGCCUCAACGAUCAGAGCACCAAUGUGCUUCAACGUAUGGUAAAAACUGGAAAUAAAUUUAACCCCACCUCCUCCAAAUUAUUCACCAGUUUCUAAGUAGCUGGAUUUUGGAAUUAGAUUUAGAAUUGGUUUAUUAUUGUCACAUGUACCGAGGUACAGUGAAAAACUUAACUUGCAGACUGUUCAUACAGAUCAAUUCAUUACACAGUGCAAUGAGGUAGUACAAUGUAAAAUACCUUAUCAUUUAAAGUAUAUUUGCAUAUUAUUGUCAUUGCUACAGAUCUCCCCAAGCCAUAUGUUGUUUCAACGAAGAAUGUGUACUGAUAUCUGUACUGAUGUAAGAGUGACCCAGGAAGGUUGUCCUUGAUUCUCUGCGAGGAAGUCUUCUAUUUUCACUCAUCACUUAGCUGCAGAGUAGGAAUUCAAUUUGCAAAAACGUAAUUUCUAAGCUAUCUCACUGAGCAGUGAAGCGCAUCGCAUUAUUAUCACAUCCUCCUAAUUUCCUGUCCUCAUUGAGAGAGAUUUGCAGUCUUUAUACAUGAUCAAGUGUCUCAACUAAUAUAAGCCAGGUGAAUGAUUCCUGACUCCAUGUUAUGCUCUCUUUCUUCUUGUAAAAUCUAAGCAUUUCUAAAAUGUUUUAAAAACACUAUGCCCUUGAUUGAAUCAAUGUAAUUCUCGUGCAGAUUAACAGUUAUAGUGAGCGAGAACACUGAUCUCAAGAUCAUCUUGAUGUGGUCAAGAUUAGGAUAUCAAUUAUAUGACUUGUUAAAAAUGCUGCUUCUUACAAUCAAGCCCCAGGCCAGUUACUAUAGUGUAUAGAACAAUUAUUGCCAUGUCUUUCCACACUUGGAAGAGCAGCUCUUAUUUCAGCUAAGUGGGUCUGAAGUCUAAGCGAGUUAGUUCAUUAAAUGUAUGUAUAAUUUAAGAUCAGACCUUUGUAAAAUAAGCUCUGUACCUAUUUAUUAGAAAGUCUUGUUGAAAAUGUGCAAUAUACUUUAACUGUACAUUACAUUGUCCAGAAAAUACUAUUUUUGGGGAACUUUUAUUUUCUUAUUACCAAAGCCUUUUUUGUUACAUUUUUUUCCAGGAGAAUUUGAAUUUUUCAUUUUAAUAGUAAUUCCAUUGAAUACCUUUUUACUCAUUGUUUAACAUUUCACUGCUGGAAGUUUCAUCCUUAAUUGUUGAAAUAUGCAAUACAUUCUCAACAUUACUCUUCCAGUUUCAUUCCUAUUGAUAACUAGUUUGCCAGACUUGUUGCUAUGUACAUAAUCCCAUGUUUCCUCUAGGGCAACCAUUUACUGAUCAGAAACAGUAUACGGAGAGAAUAUUCCUUGAUAUUAUGGAAGAAUUUGUUCAUUUGACUAAAUCAUAUUGGAUUUCAUUGGGGAAAGUCUUACUACAUGACUAACAUUAGAGGAAACAUGGAUUAGGUAUCCCAUUUAUAAUGGCUUGUGUUCCUAAGUUCAACUGUGGGUCACAGGUGUAGUUAUAGCUUCCAGAUCAGUUGAUUGAAUUUCUUGUGAAUGUACUUUAGUUUUAUCCUGUGACAAGGACCCAGUGACACUUCUCUAAUGUCAAUGUUGCUGGAUAAAGUCUGAGAUUACGUACAAGAAGUCUGUUUAUGUUUUUUUGUACUAAGCCUACUGAGAUCAAAUUUAUUGAAUUAAAAUGUUUUGCUCUGUGCGUUUCAUAA